This is a messenger RNA of Brassica napus (rape), 772 nucleotides long. Its product is annotated as 50S ribosomal protein L17. The coding region runs from base 97 to 579 and encodes 160 amino acids. The record is from RefSeq and is a predicted model, not a curated record. Gene Ontology annotation, biological process: translation. Gene Ontology annotation, cellular component: ribosome; large ribosomal subunit. The transcript is spliced from 6 exons. Gene Ontology annotation, molecular function: structural constituent of ribosome. NCBI's taxonomy places the organism in Eukaryota, Viridiplantae, Streptophyta, Magnoliopsida, Brassicales, Brassicaceae.
AGCCCAGCCCAAUACUAAAUAAGACAGAACACAUUUUACCGUAUAACCUCUCCUCCUUAGGGUUCUGUCUCUCCGAUCACUUCUCCGACUGCAGAAAUGACCAACUUCAGGAAGCUUGGCCGGCAUGCGGGUCACCGUAUCUCCAUGCUCAGGACUCUGGUAUCUCAAUUGGUCAAGCACGAGCGUAUAGAGACCACCGUCACCAAGGCUAAAGAGGUGCGUCGUCUUGCUGAUAACAUGAUUCAACUCGGUAAAGAGGGCUCACUCGAUUCGGCAAGGCGAGCAGCUGGUUUUGUAAGAGGAGAUGAUGUCCUUCACAAGAUUUUCACUGAAUUGGCAUACCGAUACAAAGAUAGAGAUGGUGGAUACACAAGAUUGCUACGUACUCGCAUUCGAGUUGGUGAUGCUGCUCCUAUGGCCUAUAUCGAGUUUAUUGAUAGAGAGAACGAGCUUAGGCAAUCGAAUCCAGCAACACCUCAACCACCACAACGGGUGCCGUUGGACCCAUGGGAUAAAUCACGCCUCAUGAAGCAAGUUGCUCCACCUAAGGAGGAGAAGAUCUUUGAUUCCGAGCUAUGAUGUGGAAAAAGAAAUCUCCUUCUAUCCACCAAGUAUCUUGUUUUUUUUUUCUUAACAUAAUCUAGUCUCUGCAUCAUCCAUUAGUUGCCAUAAUAUGUUUUAACAGAAGUAAUAAAGUUACUUUAAAAGUGAGUCUUGAAAGCAAUAACAGGUCUUGUGAGGCUUUAUUUAUUUAUUUAUUUAUUUUUGCCUA